AUGAGUAAGGCGGCGUUCACCGGUUUAAAAGCGGUCCAGGAGCUUCGCUUCCACCUGUGUCAAACGAGCAAGGGAAGCGAGGGGGUGAGGAAUUUCUUAAUGUCGAGCUACAAGACGCUCAAGGCGGCGUCGCCGUCGACCCCGGUGUUGAUCCGAGAAUCGAGCGGAGCGGAGGGGAAGCUGUACGCGCGAUACGACAUGGGCGUGGAGAAGUGCGUCAAGCUGGAGGGAUUAGACGCGAAGGGGGUGGAGAAGUGCUUGCAAGACCUCGUGAGCUCGGUGCCAAAGUAG
Molecule: messenger RNA, 291 nt
Organism: Ostreococcus tauri
Lineage: Eukaryota; Viridiplantae; Chlorophyta; Mamiellophyceae; Mamiellales; Bathycoccaceae
Product: Thioredoxin-like fold
Exons: 1
Coding region: 1-291 (96 amino acids)
Source: RefSeq, a predicted model, not a curated record